Annulohypoxylon truncatum is the source of this 2942-nucleotide messenger RNA. RefSeq names its product WD40 repeat-like protein. The transcript has 5 exons. Bases 113 to 2197 code for a protein of 694 amino acids. Gene Ontology annotation, biological process: regulation of transcription by RNA polymerase II. The record is from RefSeq and is a predicted model, not a curated record. NCBI's taxonomy places the organism in Eukaryota, Fungi, Ascomycota, Sordariomycetes, Xylariales, Hypoxylaceae. Gene Ontology annotation, cellular component: Set3 complex. Gene Ontology annotation, molecular function: protein binding; transcription corepressor activity.
AUCCUCACAACAAAUCGCCAAAUGCCGCUUAUCCUAAUAUCUUGACGCCUCUGUCCGACGAGUAAGCCCAUAGUAAGAUCGUAUAAAUCCCGUCGCUUUGACGUUUGCUACAAUGAAAGAGUAUCUUGACUCUAACCGAGUCAAUUUCUUGAUUUGGAGAUAUUUAAUCGAAGGCAAUUAUCGAGAGACAGCCGUCAAAUUCCAGAAAGAGUGGCACGUCGAGGAACCUCACCGACAGCUAGAUUUCGCGCAACAUGUCAAAAGCCAUGCGCUAGUCAAUGUUAUCAACAAGGGUCUACUGUAUAAUUCAUUAGAACGUGAUCAUGCGCAGUCACAAGUACCUCGUGACGCCGCAGUAGCGGCACUGGCCGAGGCGAUGCAGCUAGGGAUAUUUGGUCCAGUGCACGCACAUCCGCCACUUCACCAGCAGCUAGAAGAUGAGCAGCAGCAAGCAGAUUCGAUGGAUCAAGAUGACAAGCAAGUCGCCGAAUUACCAGCAACGGCAACAACUACGUCCGGGGGUGAGGUAGAAAAUAACCGAAAACGUCAAAUUGACAAGCAACCGCAGGCGCCGCUUCUCAAUGGUUCACCAGCUAAGCGACCAAGACUUAGCAACGGCUACGAAAAUGGGGUGGAUGCAGCCACAACUCCAAUGGAACUUGACGGGCAGAACCAUGACAACCACGCUUACCCGUCCCCCCAGGAAGGCGAACAGGCGCCGACGCCAACUCCCCGUACUGAUGGGCCCGAGCAGGGCACGCAGAUUGAAAAAGUCGAAGAAUUGGCUACCGAGACCACUUUCAUCCCCCUGGGCGUCCAGAGGCUUGAUGAUGCACCAACUUCUUCUCCAACCACGGCAUUGGCUGGAAUUAAUGGCGAAAGCGCGCCUGUGCUCCUGCAUUGCCAGUGGCAUCCCCGAGAUCCCACCAUCUUGGCGGCUGCUGGAACCGAUGCGCUAGCCCGAAUCUGGAACGUUUCGCGUGUAGCCACAACCGACCUUGCAUCUGAUGGUCACGUGAAUGGUGUCGCUCCAAAUUUCAAUGAUUUUCACACCUUACUCGAAGAGGACACCCACACUAAAGCCACCGUCACCGCCAUGGCUUGGAAUUGGGACGGGUCGGCCAUUGCAGUAGCUACCGAUUCGGACUCGAAAGCCCGGAUCAGCCUUUGGACUCCCGAAGGUUCUCACCUGCAGGGUUUCGAGGUCGCCGAACCUCCCGUCAUCAAACUGCGUUGGAAUCCUAACAAUGCCGCUAUUCUAGGAAUUGCGCCGGAGAACGGUGGGGCUCUAAUAACUGUGUAUCAUGCUGUGACAGCAAACUCGAUGAGCUACUUUCUGUCUCAACAUGAUUUACACAGUGAACCCCUGGACGCAGCAUGGACAAGCGAAUCCGAGUUCUUACUAUGCGGUGGCGAUGUACUUAUGGCUCUAAAAUGCGCUGAGGGCGAGAUUAAGGAGUUGAAGAAAUUCGCUAUUCGUGAAGACGACAGCUUAACACAGGUGCAAUUUGACUGGAGAAGUUCGUUAGCGGCUACUUGCGGAGAGAAAGGCUAUGUCGACAUAUGGGAUAACAACGGUAAACGACGUGAGAUAAAAGCACACUGUGACGCAGUCACUGCCUUAGCUUGGCAACCACUACAACAACAACCUUUAGGCGACGAGCGGCUUUUAGCUUCUGGUGGGGAGGACGGAGCAGUCUUUAUAUGGAAUGCACUUGCUACUGACGGGAAAGCGAAAUGUUCGAUGACCAUGGGACCGCCUAUCGUCGCUCUUGCUUUCACACCCGAUGGCGCGUUCAUUGCUGGAGCUACGAGCGAGAGGAUUCUAAUUUGGAAGGUAGGAGAAUGUAGUAUUCCGCGUGCAAGUUGGAGUCGAAUCCCUCAUCCUGGCUGGUUCAGCCCACGAAUGAAUCCUGAAUCGGACGAGGAGGACGAACAUUGCUUGGGAUGGGAUGCGACAGGUCACAAGUUAGCAUAUGGGGUCAACAGUCGAGUAAGUUGUCGCUUGCGCCCAAUAUACCUGCCCGAAUCGUUCAAUCGAAUUCGAGCUAAUGAAAUCAGCUCGCCGUUAUCAACUUCAGAUGAUAGCGUAAGAUCACUCGCAUUUAUAAUGUUUUGUAGAUGCAGCCGUGACGGAACCCAACCUACUCGGCCCGGUUGGCAUGACGACGGCUGCUGCCAGAACACGUCCGGAUAACCGCGCUUUGCGCAUAUACAGCCGAGGCUAUUUGCGGGAAGCGGGAGAAGUCUGCUUAUACGGGCGUCAGCAGAGAGCCGUCGCAUCAACAGGAGAGUUGCCGAGAGAGCAAAGCCGUAGGACAUCUUGGGAUUUUAUUACCGCAAACACACCGAGCAAUAACCACGAACUCCAAAUUCGCAAGCUUUGGAGACAGGUAUGAGAAAGAGAAGAAACCUAACUAACAAAUCGAAUGAGCGUAAUAGGUCGUUGUCCACACAAGACGACCAUUACUAGACUUCAUUCACUCGAAAGCGAACGAUGUCGAUUCGAACACACCAGGGUACCAUCAGAACCGAUGACCCACUUUCUAUGAACAGUCGAGAAUCCAAGACGAGUUUACUUGCACUUACCAACUACCACUAACGCAUAUCGGGAUGAAGCAUUGUAAGGCGUUAACGGAACUCACCCAUUUAUAUAAACGUCAUAUCGUUGCAAAGGAUAUGGUGAUUAUACCUCAAGAGAGGGACAAACCUUACGACCUCUUCGAAGCCAAGUUUGCAUCAAGGUACUGACGGAUUCUGGUUUGGCGCAAACACACAUCCCGUCAACGUUCCAUCAACCUCAACGACGCUGUUCAAUGUCAUACAAAGAGCAAAAUCCCGGCCCUCAUCGCAUACCAUGGCACUGCUGCUUAAGCUUUUGUUUUGGCCUAGGAAACACUUGUACGAGUCCUGUCAGAUAAAAUUUUAUUAUGUUCGAACAC